AUAUAUAUAUGUGUGUGUAAGUAGAAAUAUCAUAUAUGCUGCAGAUGCGAAGUUGUCAAAUAAAAUGUGCUUUAUUUCAUUAUUUAUACAGAUUACUUCUAACCAAUUUAACCUAUUAAUAUGUAAAUCUGAUUUCAUUGAUAAAACUUGGAGAAAGAUCAAUAUGAUAUGCGUUUAUUACUUAUGUUAUUAUUAGCAUGUAUUAUUUCAGAAACAUCUGAUACUGGAGUUAAAUUUGGAAAACUGUACGCCUCUAAAUCGAAAAAAAAUACUCCACUGUUUAAUUUAAAACCUUUGAGUGCUAAUGUAAUUGAUGAAUGUAUAGACAAUCAAGAAGUUAAUCCUUUUUUUGCUGAAUUAAAUUCCUUACCAAAAAUUCGGAUAAACAUUAAAAAGAAAAUUAUUCCACGGUUUUGCGGAUUUAAUAAUGAAAAAUAUAAAUAUCAAGUUGGAUCAAUUAAUAUCAAAAUGGCAUACUCGAUUUUACUGUAA
Molecule: messenger RNA, 492 nt
Organism: Frieseomelitta varia
Lineage: Eukaryota; Metazoa; Arthropoda; Insecta; Hymenoptera; Apidae
Exons: 3
Coding region: 169-492 (107 amino acids)
Source: RefSeq, a predicted model, not a curated record